This is a messenger RNA of Brassica oleracea var. oleracea, 2210 nucleotides long. RefSeq names its product probable serine incorporator. The transcript is spliced from 9 exons. The record is from RefSeq and is a predicted model, not a curated record. Gene Ontology annotation, cellular component: membrane. NCBI's taxonomy places the organism in Eukaryota, Viridiplantae, Streptophyta, Magnoliopsida, Brassicales, Brassicaceae. The coding region runs from base 1039 to 1530 and encodes 163 amino acids.
ACCGGUACAAGCACUAGCAAAAGCGGAAACAGCAGAAAGAUAGCUAUGAAUUAUGAAACCAUCAAGAACGGAUGAUGGUUUAAUCAGUUCCGCAAUGGCUGUAAUCCCUGGAUGGCUAGAUAUGUAUACGGUCUUAUAUUCCUCAUCGCAAAUCUACUUGCUUGGGCUGCUCGUGAUCAUGGUCGGCGUGCCUUAAAUAAAGUAAUAAAAUUCAAGAAUUGUAAAGAAGGAGAAAAUUGUUUAGGACAGAAGGAGUCUUGAGGGUUAGCUUGGGAUGUUUUGUAUCCUUUCUUGAUCAGUCUUGAAAUACUAUAUGUAUGAUCAUCUUACAACACAUUUCGGAAAAUGUUUUAUGAAUCGUCAGCUGUUCUAUUUCGUAAUGUAGAAUAAUGCCAUCAAUCUUCUAAGUCUCUAAGUCUAAGAGAGGUUUUGCCAAAGCUAAUAACGCGAGGAGCACGUAAGUUGGGGCAAAAAGGAAUCAUUAUCUUCUAUAAAUCUCAUCGUCAUCUUUUUCCUCGACGAAGAGUCCGUUACAGAAACAGAAUCAGAAGAGAGCUAGAGAGCUCGAAAUGAGAUGAAAGAGUGAGAGCGCUUGGCUUGGUGGGAGUGAGCUAGAGAGAGAUGUGAUUUUCGGUUUAUCUAAGCUCAAAGCUUAAUCUUCUUCCUCAAUCUUGUAACUCGGAUUAGGUGUAAUCGAGAGAGAAAGAAGACGAGUGAGCCUCCGGUGAGGUGAUGUACUAUGUAAUCACAUUGAUUAUAGUGGAUGGUUGAGAGAUGAUUCUCUCCUCGGUGAUGUAUAGCGGCUUCUCCACUUUAGAGAAGUGCGGUGAACAGAACAAACUCUCGUGUGUUCUUUAUUUAUUUCUUGCUUGAUUUUGUGAUUGAUUAGAUUCUUUUAGGCUUGAGAUAAUUAUUGAGUUAAGACAAGAUUACAGGAUGAAUCCUCAACACGUAAUGUUUCUAUCAACACUUGGCACGUUAAAAACGCAUUCAUCAAGAGAUAAAUGGCAUUCUGGAUGGUGAUCUUCUAAGCUUAUCAUGUGGCCUGCUUUAACCAUCAUUCCUUUCUUGCUUCCUUCUACCAUUAUUCUCCUUUACGGAGAGCUUGCCCAUUUUGGGGCAGGGGUAUUUCUACUCAUACAGCUAAUUAGUGUCAUUAGUUUGAUUUCAUGGCUCAACGAGUACUAUCAGUCCCAAAAAGAUGCAGAAAGAUGCCAUGUCCGUGUGAUGCUACUAGCAACAACUUCAUACACAGUGUGUAUAGUUGGGGUGAUUUUUAUGUACAUAUGGUACGCACCCGAUUCUUCCUGUCUUCCCAAUAUAUUCUUCAUAACUUGGACAUUGUUCCUCAUCCAGCUCAUGACAUGCAUCGCUCUCCAUCCUAAAGUCAAUGCUGGAUACUUGACUCCGGCUCUUAUAGGACUCUAUGUUGUGUUUAUCUGCUGGUGCGCCAUUCAAAGUGAACCAGUGGGAGAAAACUGCAACAGAAAAGCAGCAGCUUCAAACAGAACGGACUGGCUUACAAUCUGAUGAGUACAGAAGCUGAGCUGGCACAAGAAGACUCUUUGAAUGAAGCUGAGCUGGCAACUGAAGAAAGAAGAGACUGUUAAGAGAUAUUAUAAAUAGACCUCUUGACCUUUACGGCUAGAUCAUCUUGUAAUUGGGAUCUUUAUGCAAAUCAGAGGAGUGUCUCUGCACUUGAGGCAAGUUCAGAGAGGUUUCUCUCUGGAUUUGAAGGACCUUGGUUGGCGUUAGGGUUCAUAGCCUUCUCGUCUUGGUAUUGUUACGAGCUUUGUGGUUGCGUUAUUGGCAAUGGCGAUUGCCACAUUUUCGACAGGAAUAGACUCGCAAUGUUUCCGAUUCAAGAAAGAUGUGUGUAGUGAAGGAGAGGAGGAAGAUGGUGUUCCAUAUGGAUAUGGAUUAUUCCAUUUUGUGUUUGCGACAGGAGCAAUGUACUUCGCUAUGCAACUCAUCGGUGGAUGACUGACGUGGGAUGGACGAGUACUUGGGUGAGGAUUGUGAACGAGUGGGUUGCGGUUCGCGUAUACAGUUAGUACAAACAAACUGAGAGACAAUUAGAAUGAUCAUCCUUAAAACUCCAAGAUUGGGAGACAGUUUUUAAUAUUUUGUUGAUGACAUGUUAUGACAGUAUGGAUGCCAAUCAUGCUGAAGUGCAGAAGACAAAGAGCAAGUGGGACAUGAGCUUUAGG